AAGAGCAAUUCUGGCUCAGGGGUGACUCUUCAAGGCGGGCGUCGCGCCUCGCGCGGUCCAGAAGCAGGAGGCCGCGCCGCGUCAACGAUGGCGAGCCGACGCGUCCUUCUUGUCAUCGCGCUGCUGGUCGUAGGACAGCCCACCCUGGUGGUCGCCGGGGGGGGGGCAUGACAACGACAGCAGCGGCCUCCCCAUCGGCGACGUGGACGAGGACACGGGCGGAGAGCAUGCCGGGGUCAUCGGAGAGGAGAUUGCGAAGCCCAUCAUUUGGGUGCAAGACCAUGGUGCCGACUGGCUGCUGGAGAAGAUGUUGCCCAUGGUUGCGGAGGAGUACAGGUACGUGACGAUGUACUUCAUUCGCGUCGUCUGGCCGCUGUUUGACAUUCUUGUACUGUCUGCAGCCGUCCAGCAAGCCUACCAAGUGGGCGGCUGGAUGCUCACGAGGCCCCUGACCGCAAUCCGGCUCAUCCUCGUGCACGUCGUCCCGCUGUUCAUGAUCGGUAGCGCCGCCUUCCUCACGCCCUGGCCGUGCUGCUCCCGAUGGCAGCAAAUCUGGCAGAUCCUGCUGGGCAUGGACACGGUUCUGUACGUGGUCACGUUGCUAUACGCUUCGUGCGACAAGGAACUGAGAAGGUGGUUGACGGACGAUGGCAUGGGAGUGGCGUGUGUGGUGCUGAUGUCAUUGAUGCCCGUACAGACCACAGCUGCUUAUCGUUAUGGGGAACAUCUUUAUAUACCUAUGCUGAUAAUUACUUGUGCCGAAGUGGCCUGCCUGGCCGCCGCCGCCGCUCAGUGGCUCCCCUUUUGGUCACCUGGCGAGCAUUGCCACCCGUGCGUUGCAGCGACGGCUGCGUACGUGGCCAAGCUCCUUGGCGGUGUUGUGUUUUACUUUGUUGACCUGCUCCGGCCGCUUCCAAUCCUUUUUGGCCAUGAGGCUAACAGAAUGAGGCAGUUGCCAUAUGCGCAAGCUGCCACACCCGAGUAAGGGACUGCAGGCUGCCAAAGUGCAGCACUGGGGCCCGGGACUGUUUUUGCUCGACCUUUGGCGCCGGCGGAGUCCCCGCCAGAGCGGCUGCAGCUGGGCAAAGCUACCACUGCAGCGCAGGACGCCCGCGAGCACGCCCUCCCCAGCGAAGAACGCAGCGCCGUGUCAAUGGC
Prorocentrum cordatum is the source of this 1158-nucleotide messenger RNA. The record is from the annotation of a GenBank genome assembly. Lineage: Eukaryota; Dinophyceae; Prorocentrales; Prorocentraceae.